This is a messenger RNA of Astyanax mexicanus (Mexican tetra), 3994 nucleotides long. Its product is annotated as GTPase IMAP family member 8. Gene Ontology annotation, molecular function: GTP binding. The coding region runs from base 111 to 2300 and encodes 729 amino acids. Lineage: Eukaryota; Metazoa; Chordata; Actinopteri; Characiformes; Acestrorhamphidae. The transcript has 5 exons. The record is from RefSeq and is a predicted model, not a curated record.
CCAGUCUGUGCUGAAGCACUGUGAGCUUCACUUCACACCUACAUACAGUGUAGAGCAGCGACAAACACAGAUUUGUGAGAUAAUUAAAGAUACCUGAUCAGAGAGCAGCCAUGGCUACAUGUGGUUCAAGUUCUCCCUAUGCAGGUCUGCAGUUCAUCUCUGAGUUCAGGAUUGUGGUGGUGGGGAACAGAGGAGCUGGUAAAACCUCUGUAGCAAACAUGAUCCUGUCUAGACCGACGACAAUGUCCCCCAGGAGGACGGCUCAGUGCGCGAGGAUCCGCGGAGUCGCGGCCGGGCGGCUGGUCACUGUGGUAGACACGCCAGGCUGGUGGAAGAACUACAGCACUAAUGAGACUCCAGAGUAUCAGAAACAGGAGCUGGUGCUCAGCGCUGCUCACUGUUCUCCUGGACCUCAUGUUCUGCUUUUAGUCGUACGUGUGGACACUUUAUACAGAGACAGAAACAGAAGAUCAGCCCAGGAACACCUGGAGCUGCUUGGGGAGAACGUCUGGAGGCACACCAUAGUCAUCUUCACCUACGGCGAUCAUCUACAGGAUCAGGUGGUGGAGCAGUACGCCGGAGGUGAGGGCGAGGCUGCGCUGCAGUGGCUUGUGGGUAAAUGUGGGAGCAGGUAUCAUGUUCUGGACAUCGAGAGCUACAGCAGCUCCCAGGUCAAAGAGCUGAUCGAGAAGAUUGAGGAGGUGGUGGCUGUGAACGGUGGGUGCCAUUUUGAAAUGGGCAGAAAGCGCCUUCAUGAAGUGAAAGAGGUGAGGAAGGUGGCGGAGGAGAGAGCGAACAAGAGGAGGAUGAUGGUGGAGGAACAAAGAGGAAUUCAUGAAGGCCACAGCUGCUCCAUGUCCAGCGUACGGCUGCUGCUGUUGGGCUCCCGGAGGUCUGGAAAGAGUUCAGCUAUCAACACUAUAUUUGGAAGAGAGAUCUGUGGCUUCAGGAGAACCGCUCAGUGUGUGAAGAUUCAGGACGAGAUGGCAGGGAAGCUGAUCACUGUGAUGGACACACCAGGCUGGUGGAGGACCGUUCCAGCAAGAGACACUCCAGAGCUGGAUAAACAAGAGAUAUUGCUCAGCGUGACUCUGUGUCCCCCGGGACCACAUGCCGUACUUCUGGCUUUACGCUCUGAUAUAGCAUUCACAGAGGAGGAGAGGAAAUCGGUGGAGGAGCACAUGGAUCUGCUGGGCGAGGGAGUGUGGAAGCACACUGUUCUUCUCUUCACCCAUGGCGACUUGCUGGGGGACGUAACUAUUGAGCAGCAUAUUGAGAGUGAGGGGAAAGACCUGCAGCUGCUUGUUGCUAAAUGCAGGAACCGGUAUCACGUUCUCAACAACAACAAUUUGGUUGAUGCCACUCAGGUCACACAGCUUUUGGAGAAGGUGGAGGAGAUGGUAGCAGAAAAUGGGGGCUUUCAUUACGAAAUAGACCAAAGAACUUCUAAAGACAUGAUGCGAAAAUGGAAGCUGGUGGAGAAAAAGGCCAAGAUGAGGAGGAAGAUGAAGAAACGACUGGGGAUUAUGAGCUCAAAAAGAGGUGCUGAACAGCAUCUCUCCGAGCUUGGGCUUGUACUGCUGGGUUAUGGCGAAGCUGGAAAAACAUCGACAGGAAACACCAUCCUGGGCACAGCGGAGUUUGGAUGGAAAAGAACCUCCCAGUGUGUGAAGAGACAAGGAGAGGUAGCAGGACGACUGCUGACUGUGGUGGACACGCCAGGAUGGUGGAAGCGCUUGGCAGCUGAACACACCCCGCAACCGAACAAACAGGAGAUCGCCCAGAGCGUGCAGCUGACCUCCUCGGGUCCAAUCGCGUUCCUUCUGGUCCUGCGAUUGGACGCAUCUUUCCAGGAGGAGGAACGAAGAAGUGUGGAGGACCAUCUGAAGCUUUUUGGCCCACGAGUCUGGGACCAGACCAUGGUGCUGUUCACUUGUGGAGACUGGUUGGGCGACAGAAGCCUGGAGCUGAACAUUGAGAGUGAAGGCGAGGCUCUGAAGUGGCUCCUUGAGAAGUGCGGAAACAGGUACCACGUCCUCAACAACAAGAACCAGAGGAGCUGCACUCAGGUCACGGAGCUCCUGGAGAAGAUCGAAGAGCUGAUUGCUGACAGCAGAACAAGUCGCUUGACGGACGUGCAGGAUUCGAAGGAAGUGACGGAAAUGAAGAGAUGGGGGGAUGCUGAAACCAGAGACAGAAGAACAAAGAAGCCAAAGGAGGAGUGUAAUCUCAGCGAUGCAUUUGAUCUGGAUGAUGAUGAUGAUGUCUUUGUCACUGACAUUGGAGGCAAACUCUUCUGAGAAGAGUAGAGAAGAAGCAUAGACUGUGUAUAGCUGGACAGAGCAUCGAGAGUCUCUCAAAAGUGAAGCUACCACAGGUCGUGCGCCCCCUGUUGUUCGGUUGCAGAAAGCUGUGUAACCCCACCCAUUCCCAUAGGUUUCAAUGGCAAAACAGACAACUUUCAAUCACAUUUUUCCCCCCAAUAUACUGUAAUUCUACCUCCUUUAUUUAAAUGCAACAGCUAGUGUAACCUCUGCUUAUAUUGUCAAAUUUAGCUCUUAUUCAGCUCUAUUUAAAAAGGUGUGGUUAUUGUAUAAGGGCUGGGCUACACCUAGCCGGAUGGGACCAAUGAAUGUAUGGGUGGGAUCAUAGACUGUGUGUAUAGCUCUGUAGAGGCAGCUCUCAGGGGCGGGGUUAUUUAAAUGAGUAGGCUGUCUCUCCACAGUCAUUCUCCCUCCUCUGGUCUCCACUGCGCAGACUCGGGUUUCAGGAUCACCAACAUGGAGGAAGAUUUUGGCUUCAUAUUCAUUGAAUGAAUGGGAACAGCGACACGGCGUCCUUCUUUUUUACAGUCUCUGAUCAGAACAAAGAAUGGACAGAUGGGAGAUAAAGGAAAAGAAAAACAGAACGCAUGACUAGAAAUCAUUAUGAAUAUAUUGCUCUAAUUAAUGCCUCCAGAUGCGCUUGAGUUUGAGCUUGAGCUGAAGUUGAGUUGAGUUGAACUGGGUGUAUUAUUUGGAAUUGGGAAGGGCAGCAGGGUUGGUUGGUGACCACUGUUUUAGAUCAAUCAUUAAUCAAUUGACACACACCCCCAUUCUCUGUAAAAUAUAUAAAUAAUUAUAAAUAAAACAGACUUUUCUGUUUGGUUCAAACCAAAUGUAUGCAUGUAUGAAAGUUGACACAAACCACAGUCCAGAAUAAAGGACAGAGGUGGUCUCUGUCUGGAGCAACUAAAUCACAGAUUGUUUUUUGGAAGUGUGAAAACACUAUAGACUUUUGGAUCAAUUACACCAAGCUGAGUCAGACUAUAAUCACCUAUUAAACAAUAGAAGAAGAAAAAGAACCAGCCUUGUGCCAAAACUCAACUAUAAGUUAGGAGAAGCUGUGAGACAUGGAAGAAUGUGUGAGGGACAUUCCAGGAUUUUGGUACAUUUCCUGUCCCACCACUUAAAUUUCAAAUGUGCAUAUAUCCAAAAUAUCUAAAUGACUAUUUUUUUGUAAAAAAAAAUUACUUGUUAUAAGACAAACUGUAAAAUAUGGUGGAAAAAUAAACUCCUUAAUAAAUAAAUAAGCACCUCAAAAAAUGGCCGUUUUCUCUUGUCCCACACAUUGGGUGACCAGCUCCUUUGGCAAAUUUAACAAUUAAAAUAAGCUCUAAAUAAAUGACUUCCUCUUGUAUAUUGUUGAUAUGCAUCUCCUUUACUUAUGAAAACAACUUCUUUGGUCUACAUUGUACUGCAUGUUACAGUUUUUAUGCUAUUAAGUUGUGUCCCACAACAUGCGCUGAACCCUGUUACCAUAAGGAAUUUUACCUGGCAGAGAAAGAGUUAAAAAUAUUUGUCUACUGGCACAAAGGAAGUUACAUCACAAGGACAUUUUCUGCCCACAUGGCAAGACCAAGAGUAAGUGCUCUAACAAUUUUCAAGUUUUUUUCCCAAAUAUGUUUGUCCAAGUUGUGUGUGUCACUCAGUGAGCGCAACCCUGUUACUCAUAA